CCUUCAAAGAGAAUGUGUUCUUCAUAUCUUCCUACGGAUUUUUUGUAAUAUUUUUGUCUCUCCAAGUUUCACAUGUUUCCUCUGCAGUUGACACAAUCUCCAUCAGUGAAUCUCUUUCAGGAGACCAGACCAUUGUAUUUGACGGUGAUGUUUUCUGAACUCGGCCUUUUCAGACCAGGUACUUCUAAUUACCACUAUAGAGGCAUGUGGUACAAACAGUUCUCUCCACGAACUAUAGUUUGGGUGGCAAAUCCACAAUCUCCUGCUCUAUACACGGUUUCUAUCUCCUUAAAAAUCUUGAACGGAAACUUACUUCUUCAUAAUAGUUUCGAUUAUAGAAUAGUGUUUGGUCCACCGGUCUAAAUUCUACCGACAAUAACGCCAAUGUUCAAGCGGCUCUACAUGAUAACGGUAGCCUAGUCCUGAGAGAUGGUUCCAGUUCAUCUGCCGCCGUGUUGUGGCAGAGAUUUGAUCAUCCCUCAGAUAUUUGGCUUCCUGGCGCUAAAAUCUGGUUUAACAAUAACACAUCGGAAAGCCAAGGUCUCACUUCUAGGAACAGGGCAGAAGAUCAAUCACCUGGUCAAUACUCACUCAGGGUUGACCCUCACUCUCACAUCAUGGUUUGGAAUGGCUCCAAGUCAUAUUGGUCAAGUGGGCGACCGACUUGGAGCGUUCUGUGAAGUUAUAGGUACGUACGAGUAACUUGACCUUCGAAAUGAAUGUACAUAAGUCUUAUAUCGCAUAUUCAGUACGUGAUUGACAAGCAUUUCGUUUGGUUAUGGAUGCUUCGGGACAGUUCAGGCAGUACAAUAAGCUGGCCAAAAUGGUGAUGUGGUAUUUGCCAUGGGAUGCACCCAAGGAGAGAUGUGAUGGUUACGGUUAGUGUGGGUCGUUUGGAAUUUGCAUCCAGAAUUCGCCAGAAGUCUUCUCCUGAAAAUGUGCUGUUCCCUACAGAACGGAUUCGAAUGAUUUAGUUGGUCGUUGUGUUACUUGUGUAACCAACGCCAAGCUUCAGUGUGACCUGAAAAAUAAAGAGUUUCUUUCUUUUCAGAACAUGAAAUUAGCCACUGGUCCAACAACAAGUUUUGUUACUACUACUACAGUACUACAUGUGCCACGACCUGUCAGGCGGAUUGUUCUUGCGAGGCCUAUGCAUAUGAUGGCAAACAAUACGGUCAUAGACAUUAACAUUUCAACGAAAAUGUGUACUGUUGCCACAAUUCUAGCUAUAUCACCAUUAAUUUUUAAAUUAUAUGUAUUGAAUGUCGUCUUCGUUGAACAAUAUAAGUAGGUGAAUUUCCCCGGGGUGAAUAAUUGAUAAUUUUGGAAACGUACACAGUGCCAUGUACCUACGGACUACAAACAUUAAUUUUGAUAUGUAGGCUAGCUAUAUCUUUGAGAAAUGAGAGAUGAAAAGUACAUAAUGAAAAUGAAAACAAAAUAAAUAUAGAUACGGAUAUUGACCCAUUAAUGACAUUAACACUUGGCCAACUAACUUCCACCUGUCUAUGUUAAUUCUACAGAGGGUAAUCAAGACCCAGAGACCAUUGUCUUCUAACACAAGGACCAACUCAUAUGCAUAUAGAUUUUACGUACAUUGAAAUAGCGUUCCAACUAUUUUAUUAUAUUUGUCAUUUGUCGACAUUUGUUGAAAGUUGAAACUAAUAAUAACAGGAUUCUAUAUCAACACGAUGGAGGCUUGCAAAUAAUAUAAUACUAUUAAUCCUUCUUGCUAAUUAAUGUUGCCGAAGAAAAAAUUGAGGACCAGUAUGUCCCCUAUAUGAACAUGUAUAUCUGUCAUUAUAUAAAACAUAAUUUGAUUGGAUCAAUAAUACUGUCAUACACUCCUACUAAUAACUAAUCAUUUGUUAGGCUAAAACAUAAUUUCAAAUUUGAACCAUCAUAUAUCACUUAUGUACAGUAUGAAGUAAAUGCACACAGAUAGUUGGUGAGACCAAUUACUCGUUAUGUUCAUGUGGCUGAUCCGUUCAUCACACAUAGAAUGUAUGCUUUCUCUAUAUAAAGAAUCCUAAAUCUCCCUUCACUAUAAACUUGCCCUAAAGUCCAUCUAUAUAAGUCUUCUUCAUUUGUCUCCCAUCUCUCUCUAUAUCUUUCAAAUAGUAAGUAAACAAAUAUGGAUCUUACUGAUGUUUUCAUAUUCUUGUUUGCUCUCUAUUUCCUCAACCUAUGGUGGCGCCGUUACUCCUCCGGCAGAAGCAACCAAUGCCGCCUCAACAUCCCACCAGGACCAAAAGGAUGGCCACUAGUCGGAAACCUACUCCAAGUCAUAUCCCAACGUCGCCAUUUCGUCUUCCUAAUGCGCGACCUACGUAAAAAGUACGGUCCAAUAUUCACCAUGCAAAUGGGACAACGUACAAUGAUUAUCGUCACGGACGAAAAACUCAUCCACGAGGCUCUAGUCCAACGUGGGCCCACUUUCGCUUCCAGGCCUCCUGACUCGCCGAUCCGGCUCAUGUUUAGCGUCGGAAAAUGCGCUAUAAACUCGGCUGAGUACGGACCAUUGUGGCGGACUCUUAGAAGGAACUUUGUGACGGAGCUCGUGACUCCGACGAGAGUGAAGCAAUGCUCGUGGAUAAGGACGUGGGCUAUGGAGAAUCACAUGAAGAGGAUUCAAAAGGAGAGUUUUGAGAGAGGUUACGUCGAAGUUAUGAGUCAAUGUAGGCUAACGAUUUGUAGCAUCUUGAUAUGUCUUUGUUUCGGAGCCAAGAUCAGCGAGGAGAAGAUCAAGAACAUAGAGAACGUUCUUAAGGACGUCAUGCUUAUAACUUCUCCGACGUUACCUGACUUUUUACCGGUUUUAACUCCGUUGUUUCGCCGUCAAGUUAGAGAAGCGAGAGAGCUAAGGAAGACGCAGCUCGAAAGUCUCGUGCCAUUGAUUAAAAACCGUCGUGCAUUUGUUGAGGCAAAAGAGAGUCCCAACGAAGAGAUGGUGAGUCCUAUCGGUGCAGCUUACGUGGAUUCUCUGUUUGCUUUGAAGCCUGUCGAGAGAGGCGGUGAGCUUAAAGAUGAAGAGAUUGUGACUCUAUGUUCGGAGAUUGUCUCGGCGGGUACGGACACUAGCGCUACUACGCUUGAGUGGGCGUUACUUCAUCUAGCGACGGACCAAAACAUACAAGAGAAGCUGUACGAGGAAGUUGUCGGAGUUGUGGGCAAAAACGGCGUCGUUGAAGAGGAUGACGUGGCGAAAAUGCCUUACUUGGAAGCAAUAGUGAAAGAGACUCUCAGGAGACAUCCCCCAGGACAUUUUCUCCUCUCUCACGCCGCCGUGAAAGAUACGGAGCUUGGCGGGUAUGAUAUUCCGUCAGGGGCAUAUGUGGAAUUUUACACUGCUUGGGUUACUGAGAACCCGGAGAUUUGGUCGGAUCCGGGUGAGUUUCGACCGGAGAGGUUUUUACCAGGUGGAGACGGUGUUAAUGCUGAUUGGACCGGAACACGUGGCGUGACAAUGUUGCCUUUUGGUGCGGGUCGUCGGAUCUGCCCGGCUUGGUCUUUAGGGAUUCUCCACAUCAACUUGAUGCUUGCUAGGAUGAUCCAUUCGUUUAAAUGGAUCUCUGUUCCGGAUUCUCCACCCGACCCGACAGAAACUUACGCGUUUACCGUUGUGAUGAAGAAUUCGCUCAAAGCUCAGAUCAUAUCAAGGGACUGAUGGAUAGAUUCGAAUGGAGCGGUCACGUCGGGUUUGUUAUAUGUUAUGCUUUUGUAUGCGUGUUUGGUCGCAUUGAUAUUAUCUAUUAAUAGAAUGCUUCGUUACUAUCUUCUCUAAUAUUUAUUCCAAAGUACUUUUUCUUCUGCUGUAUAAUGUUAAAUAAGUAUAUAAUAACAUUAUGCAUUUUCGAUCGGUUCA
Brassica rapa (field mustard) is the source of this 3865-nucleotide messenger RNA. Its product is annotated as cytochrome P450 77A3. The record is from RefSeq and is a predicted model, not a curated record. NCBI's taxonomy places the organism in Eukaryota, Viridiplantae, Streptophyta, Magnoliopsida, Brassicales, Brassicaceae. Gene Ontology annotation, molecular function: iron ion binding; oxidoreductase activity, acting on paired donors, with incorporation or reduction of molecular oxygen; heme binding.